GCGCGCCAGGGGCCGGAUUGUUGCAGCCCCAGACAGGGCGGCCCGUUACCGAGCACCGCACCGCGCAGGGUCUGACAACGACGACAGCAACGGGCACUGACAUAAGGAAUACAGCCAGCGUGAUCACAACACAGGCACUCCGGAAUAACUUUAGGGGAUGGCAGUGAAUGUGUACGCCACAUCCGUGUCCAUUGACAACCUCAGCCGACAUGACAUGCUGGCGUGGGUCAACGACUCUUUGCAUCUCACCUACACCAAGAUCGAACAGCUAUGUUCAGGAGCGGCAUACUGCCAGUUCAUGGACAUGUUGUUUCCGGGGUGCAUUCUUCUGAAGAAGGUCAAAUUUCAAGCCAAGCUGGAGCACGAAUUUAUACACAACUUCAAAGUUCUUCAGGCAGCUUUUAAAAGGAUGAGCGUUGACAAAAUUAUUCCCGUAGAAAAGCUUGUAAAAGGGAAAUUCCAAGACAACUUUGAAUUCGUCCAAUGGUUCAAGAAGUUCUUCGACGCCAACUACGACGGGAAGGAGUACGACCCUUUACUAGCCAGACAGGGGCAGGACGUGGCCCCUCCCCCCAAUCCAGGUGAUCAAUUUAUCCACAAACCAAAGAGAAACCCAGGACCACAGAGGACAUCGCCGACAGUUCCCAAAAACAUGCCAACACCGCAGCGGGUCCAGCACAACACUCCGGCCAUGAGGAAGAACCCAACUUUGUCUAGAAAUGGAGGCAGCGAUGCAGAGAUCAUGGAGCUAAAUCAACAGUUGAUGGAGUUGAAGUUGACUGUAGAUGGACUAGAGAAGGAAAGAGACUUCUACUUCAGCAAACUACGGGACAUCGAGCUCAUCUGCCAGGAGCACGAGAGUGACAGCAACCCCGUCCUCAGCAGGAUAAUUGACAUUCUCUACGCAACAGAGGAAGGCUUUGCACCUCCAGAGGAUGAAGACCUCGAUGAGCAAGCUCACCUGGACCAGGAUGAAUACUGAACCCGCCAUCUCUCCCUUUCCCCUCGUCAUCUCCAUCUUCACCUUCCUUUUUCUUUUUUUUGUUUUGACCCUCAUUUAUUUUCUACUCUCUCUGCACGCUUUCUACAAAUACUCACCAUCAACCCAGCUCUCCGUCUGUCUUUUCCUUUCUUUGUCAUAUAAAUAUAUAUACAUACAUAUAUAUAUAUAUAUAUAUAUCUGUUGGUAACCUACCCCCUCCACCCUGUGGGUAUCUACACAGAAUACACAACUACUCUGCGUCGUCAUUUGCUGCUCCUCCCUGCCUCCACUUACACAGUUAACAAUAACAGUAACGUAUAACGUAUCACAGUUAUUUCAGCAUGAGUAACGCAGAAAAUAGAGCCGAGCCUGGCAUGGAGGUUGUUAUGGCAAGUUUAAGUAUGUAAAUAUUACCAACAUUUUUAAUUUCUCAAAGAACAACGUCUCAUUCUGGGGUUAUUUAUUUGCCUUUGGUGCGCUGUUAAUACUACUGUCAGAGCACACAAUGACACCUCUGCUCCAAUGUGCCAUCAGGACACUCCCUGAGCUACUAAAGCUGUAACAAAAGUGACUUUGUAAUAACAGUUUCUUAUUUAUUUAACUUAUAUUUAAUUUAGAUUAACUUUCUGUAGCAAAAUCGGUGCAAACCUACUGUACGAGGAUCGAAAGCUGAGGCCACGUUUGCCAUUGUUCGCGCUACAGAGGGUUCGUGACAUGUAGACAUGCUGAAGGAAAUUCUUCGUGGCAAAUGAUCGGUGCUCUGCGAUUGUUCGUUAUUGAUCAGCAACAUAUCUGAGCAUGAGAAUGUUACACAUUGACUGUGAAUGAGUGAUAUUUUGUAAAUGUAUUUUUCUGUGGAGACUCUGUGUGAUGUCGCACGGUUAAUUGGCUGACAUGCAGUAGCCUUUAAGUUUAAAAUUUAGAGGUUAAAGGAUAAUGCGCCUGCAGACUGACAACAUGGUUUAUAGAUUGUAGCAGUUCUAAUGUUUUUUUGUUUGUUCGUUUAGUUUUAUUUUUAUUUAAGGAAGCCUGACACUUAAUCAAUACACCCGCAUAACCCAAGUGACAUCAUGAUUUUACUGCUAAUCAUUCUGUGUUUAAAAUUUGCUGCAAAACGGUUUCCCCAGGGUUUAUGAAUUGUCGUCUCGACGAACGUCACUGUGGAGAGAUCUGUGACCACUUGACUGGUCAUCAUUAGUAUCCAGGUAAACAAGGAGGUCUCUUUAUCCUAUCCAAGCUAUUUUUUACUUUGCAAACUGGCUGUUGUCUGCUCUGGAUCUUGUCUUCAUUAACCAUGUAAACAUCUACAGAACACUCAUCUUUUGAGUUUUGGAUAAAUAAACAGUUGUGAAAC
This is a messenger RNA of Mugil cephalus (flathead mullet), 2336 nucleotides long. It is a transcript of the gene mapre3a, whose product is annotated as microtubule-associated protein, RP/EB family, member 3a. Gene Ontology annotation, biological process: protein localization to microtubule plus-end; spindle assembly; regulation of microtubule polymerization or depolymerization. The transcript is spliced from 7 exons. Gene Ontology annotation, cellular component: microtubule organizing center; microtubule plus-end; cytoplasmic microtubule. Bases 158 to 982 code for a protein of 274 amino acids. Lineage: Eukaryota; Metazoa; Chordata; Actinopteri; Mugiliformes; Mugilidae. Gene Ontology annotation, molecular function: microtubule plus-end binding. The record is from RefSeq and is a predicted model, not a curated record.